UUGAGGAUCUACUGUCUCUAAAAAUUAGAGUAUCGACUGAAACACGGGUUGAACCGGACAAGUGGUAAACGAAUGGCGACCUCAACCCCAAACAGAACCGUCGAGCCUCCGUCUUCCGCCACCGGAACACCUCUACCUCCGACUACUACUCCGCCUCCCUCGAACCCACCACAACCGCCUCCGGUGGCGAAACCGGAAGUCCCAUUACCAGAAGCCAAAACCUCUAGCGACGCCAACUUAAUCCUUGUCCCUAGCCACUCAAGAUGGUUCUCGUGGGAUUCCAUUCACGAAUGCGAAAUCCGCAACAUUCCCGAAUCUUCCAAGAACCCUAGGGUUUACAAAUACUACAGAAACUCUAUUGUCAAGUUUUUCAGAUUCAAUCCUAACAGGAAAAUCACCUUCACCGAUGUUCGCAAAACCCUAGUCGGUGACGUUGGUUCCAUUCGAAGAGUGUUUGAUUUUCUUGAAGCUUGGGGUUUAAUCAAUUAUCAUCCUUCUUCUUCGCUCAGUAAACCUCUCAAAUGGGAAGAUAAAGACACCAAACCCGACGCAGCAUCGAAUUCCGCAGAAUCUCCUUCUCCGGCACCUGUCAAAGAAGCUAAGAGAAUCUGUAGUGGCUGCAAAAAUCUCUGUGUCAUGGCUUGCUUUGCCUGUGAAAAGAAUAAUAUGACGUUGUGUGCGAGGUGUUUUAUUCGUGGAAAUUAUCGAAUUGGUAUGAGUAAUACAGAAUUCAAGAGAGUGGAGAUAAGCGAGGAGACGAAAAAUGAAUGGACUGAGAAGGAAACACUGAAUCUUCUUGAAGCUAUUACGAAUUUCGGUGAUGAUUGGAAGAGGGUUGCUCAUCAAGUUGUUGGUAGGACCGACAAGGAAUGCGUUGCUCGUUUUUUAGAGCUUCCUUUUGGUGAUCAGUUUCUGCAUUAUCCACACUCCGAGUCUGCUCCUUGCAUUGAUGAUGGUUCUGAUCAGUUGAAGCCUCCCGUUGCUGCUGAAUGUGAAUCCGAAACUGUUCCGUCGGAUAAAUCUAGUAAGAGAAUGUGUCUCACACCUCUUGCGGAUGCUAGCAAUCCUAUCAUGGCUCAGGCUGCUUUCCUUUCUGCUUUGGCAGGGACGGAGGUUGCGCAAGCUGCAGCUCAAGCUGCUCUGACAAGUUUGUCCAAUGUUUACAAAUCAACUAGAAUUAAUUACCGGUCAUUUCCAAGGAAUACAUUGCAGCAAGAUGCUGCUGUUGCAUCCAAUGGUGGUAAUGCUUCAGAUUCUAUCCAAGGAUCUUUAUUGCGUGCAAAUUUACAGCUUGAGAAGGAAGAAUCAGACGUGGAAAAAGCAAUUUCUGAGGUUACAGAAGUUCAGAUGAAAAAUAUCCAGGACAAGCUUAUCAAUUUUGAGGAUUUAGACGUGCUAAUGGAAAAAGAACGCCAGCAGUUGGAGCAAACGAAGAGUUUGUUUUUCCUUGAUCAGCUCAAUCUUUUAUUUCGUAAAACAUCUGCACCAACGACCGGAGAAGGCAAUCAUGUAAAAAGGAAUUGAUGACUGACAAGUCUUAGGUUUAGCUGAGUGCAUUCAAUUUUCCUUUUUAAUUAGUCUGCACUCCGUUUGCUUUUCUUGCGAAAUCACUGAAGUGUUGUUCAAUAUUAUAAUAGCAAUAUCUCAUAUCAACUGUAGGCGUUUCAUUAUAUAUCGUCAACUUGCUAGCACAUUUCUGCCUAGAAACGGUAUGAAAGUUUCAAAUA
Medicago truncatula (barrel medic) is the source of this 1727-nucleotide messenger RNA. RefSeq names its product SWI/SNF complex subunit SWI3B. The transcript is spliced from 5 exons. The record is from RefSeq and is a predicted model, not a curated record. Lineage: Eukaryota; Viridiplantae; Streptophyta; Magnoliopsida; Fabales; Fabaceae. Gene Ontology annotation, molecular function: protein binding. Bases 73 to 1524 code for a protein of 483 amino acids.